AUGUCUUGCCCCGUGAUUGGAACGACCAACGAUGUGCUUCCCCCAAACCACCCCUCUAUCGACCUAGCAAAGGAUGGCCAGGUUUGCCCCGUCGUAGGCGCGACAAGCGACCACCACCACAACCUCUCCGCACACCCUCCCGUCCCCACCCAAGGCACCGAGGCUACAUCGUGCCCGGCGCUCAAGAAGAACGUAAAGACGACCAAGGCCCAAGAGAUGGACGAUGCUCUCUGCCCUAUCGUAGGCACAGCUACAACCGUGCUUCCUCCCGACCACCCAGACAUGCUCAAGGCGAACGCCGGCGAUAUCUGCCCAGUCACAAAGGCGACAGUUGGACACCACAAGGACAAGGUCGCUACACACCCGAGCGUAGAGGGUGCGGCGGAUGGGGCUGUAUGCCCUGUCACCGGCCAGAAGCAGGCUGCGUAG
Messenger RNA from Alternaria ventricosa, 429 nucleotides. RefSeq lists its product as uncharacterized. The transcript has 2 exons. The record is from RefSeq and is a predicted model, not a curated record. Lineage: Eukaryota; Fungi; Ascomycota; Dothideomycetes; Pleosporales; Pleosporaceae. The coding region runs from base 1 to 429 and encodes 142 amino acids.